This is a messenger RNA of Nicotiana tabacum (common tobacco), 1553 nucleotides long. RefSeq names its product putative plant SNARE 11. The record is from RefSeq and is a predicted model, not a curated record. Gene Ontology annotation, biological process: vesicle fusion. Gene Ontology annotation, molecular function: SNARE binding; SNAP receptor activity. Lineage: Eukaryota; Viridiplantae; Streptophyta; Magnoliopsida; Solanales; Solanaceae. Gene Ontology annotation, cellular component: late endosome membrane; Golgi apparatus; SNARE complex.
CUUCAAAAAACCCUCCAAAACGCUCAAGCAUUUAAAAUCCUCAAAAAUAUUCAGCCGAAAAAUAUAAAAUAUUGAAAAUGCCUGCAAAAUCACGAGACCAGCUCAUCUCUUCUCUGUAAUAAUCAAAAUCCAAAAUUUUCAAACCCUACACCUCAACUUUCAUCAGAUCCACAGUCAGAUCCGCUAAUUUUCCUAUUUUUCCUUCCGAUUUGAAUCCGCAUUGUGCAAUAAUCGAAUUUGAAAUUACGAAAAAUUUCAAAUUCGUGAAAUUUCCGAUCUGAUGGUUGAAUUUUCGAGGAGUUUGAUUGUUUUUGCAAUGUUUUGAUUUGUUUUGAGAAUCGAAAUUGUUUGUGUUUAUCGGUAUAUUGUUUCCAAUUGUGAGGAAUGGCUUCGUUGACUGGUGUUAGCGAGGAGCUCGGGGAAAUCGAGGGACAGAUUUCGGAUAUUUUCCGAGCUCUUUCAAAUGGAUUUCAGAAAUUGGAGAAGAUUAAGGAUUCGAACAGGCAGAGCAGGCAGUUGGAGGAGCUAACAGGAAAGAUGAAGGAAUGUAAGAGGCUUAUCAAGGAGUUUGACAGAGAAGUAAAGGAUUUGGAAUAUAAAAAUGAUGCUGACACAACCAAGAUGCUGAAUGAGAAAAAGCAAUCAAUGAUCAAAGAAUUGAACUCUUAUGUUGCUCUGAAAAAGCAAUACGCAAGCAAUAUUGAGAACAAGCGAGUAGAUCUUUUUGAGGGUCCUGGUGAAGGGUUUGCUGAAGAAAAUGGCUUGCUAGCUUCAAAUAUGAGCAAUCAACAACUGAUGGAUCAAGGAAAUAGGAUGAUGGAUGAGACAGAUCAGGCCAUUGAGAGGUCAAAAAAGGUGGUUCAUGAAACUGUAAAUGUUGGAACAGAAACUGCUGCAGCACUGAAGGCACAGACUGAACAAAUGAGCCGGAUAGUCAAUGAGCUAGACUCGAUCCAUUUUUCGAUCAAGAAGGCUACGCAGUUGGUCAAGGAACUCGGUAGGCAGGUUGCAACUGAUCGUUGUAUUAUGGGCUUGCUCUUUCUGAUUGUGGUUGGGGUCAUAGCAAUCAUUAUUGUGAAGAUUGUAAACCCACAUAACAAAGACAUCCGGGACAUCCCUGGAUUAGCCCCUCCAGCACCCAGUCGAAGAUUACUUGCUUAUCCUUACUGAAAUCUCGAAGCAAACCAUUUCCGCAAGGAGAGUGCAUUAUUCACUUCUCAGUGCAUUUACUUGGUUUUUGACUUAAGAACAGAGAGUGGCCGAGCACAAAAGCAAGGCAAGGGUUGAAGGAGUACCUAAGAAGUACCUGGUUCAGAAAAGAAGGGUUUCCCGCCUUCUCCCUUUUAAUGAUAGUUUUCCAUUCUUUGUGAUGUUUUAAUGUGAUAGAUUCAUGAUGGUAUUGUUUGUAUGAUUAUUAUCUGUAUUCUAGAUAACUGGAACUUUUCCAUGGAGGGAGGGACUUUUGAACUACACAAAGCUUUGGAACUGAUUGACUUGUGCAUACACCAGUGUUGUAUAAUAUCAUUAUUAAUCUUUAUUAUAUUUGUGGAACA